Brassica napus (rape) is the source of this 1290-nucleotide messenger RNA. RefSeq lists its product as uncharacterized. The record is from RefSeq and is a predicted model, not a curated record. The transcript has 2 exons. NCBI's taxonomy places the organism in Eukaryota, Viridiplantae, Streptophyta, Magnoliopsida, Brassicales, Brassicaceae. The coding region runs from base 1 to 1290 and encodes 429 amino acids.
AUGCUUAACAAAGGUGCUGCAGAAAAGAGAUUUGGAUACCAUCCUUACUGCCAAGGACUUAAGCUUACACAUCUCAGCUUUGCAGAUGGGAAGCGCCAAUCCAUUGAAGGUAUUAUAAAUAUUUUCAACCAUUUUGUUGAGAUGUCGGGUUUACAUAUCAGCGUGGAAAAGACAACAAUCUUUCUCGCUGGUGUACAAGAUACUGAGAAGCAAGAGCUCCUUGACACUUUUGCUUUCGCCCAUGGUGACUUACCAGUGAUAUACCUCGGGUUGCCGCUGUUAACUAAACAAAUGACUGUAAGAAAUUAUGCUCAUUUGAUUGAGAAGAUCAGAGCUCGUAUUGGUUCCUGGACAGCCAGAUUUUUGUCUUUUGCCGGUAGACUGCAGCUGAUUGGAUCUGUUAUUCACAGUCUCACAAACUUUUGGAUAUCAGCAUUUAAAUUGCCAAGAAAGUGUAUUCAAGAGAUUGACAGUCUCUGCGCAGCGUUUCUGUGGUCGGGAGCUGAUAUGAAUACAAAUAAAGCAAAAGUUAGUUGGAAGGAUUACUGUAGGCCAAAAGAAGAAGGAGGCUUGGGACUACGGUCUCUUGAGGAAGCAAACCAGGUCUCUUGUCUGAAGUUGGUAUGGCGUAUCCUAUCUUCAAAAAAUUCUCUUUGGGUGAAAUGGGUGAGACGUUAUCUAAUCCGCAAGGGAUCUUUCUGGACAGUAAAAGAUAGUAGUUCUCUUGGCUCGUGGAUGUGGAAGAAGCUAUUCAAGUACAGAGAAGUUGCUGCUGUAUUUUCGAAGAUGAAAGUUAAGAAUGGCAUGUCAACGUCUUUCUGGUUUGAUGACUGUUGCUACAGUAAUCCAAAGCACAAGAGAAGAAGACACCGAGUGGAGGUUUUUAAUCUCAUCGAGCUGGAGAUUUUGAAGGUUAAACACAGAGGGUUGCAGAGUGAAGAGGAUAUCAGACUAUGGAAGUGUGGUGAUGAUUAUAAACUGAGCUUUACUACCAAAGAAACUUGGAAGCUCUUGCGAGGGAUGCAGGCACGGGUUGACUGGUUCGAAGGUGUGUGGUUUCGCUACAGCACUCCAAGGUUCUCCUUCCACACAUGGGUCGCAAUCCUGGAUAGACUGCCUACUGGAGAUCGCAUAUCGCUAUGGAAUGGUGGCAUUGCGGUUAUGUGUCCGCUGUGCAAGGACUGUCCUGAGACAAGAAACCAUCUGUUUUUUCAGUGUAAAUACUCGGGGGGUGCGGACGAUCCUCACCAGAAAGCUUUUGAGGAUGGAUUAUACCAAUGUGUGGGAUGA